Molecule: messenger RNA, 1106 nt
Organism: Dicentrarchus labrax (European seabass)
Lineage: Eukaryota; Metazoa; Chordata; Actinopteri; Moronidae
Gene: ostc
Product: oligosaccharyltransferase complex subunit
Exons: 4
Coding region: 84-533 (149 amino acids)
Cellular component (GO): oligosaccharyltransferase complex
Source: RefSeq, a predicted model, not a curated record
CGUCAACAGAGAGUGUGUGUUCAGAGGACUCGCAGUCAGCGGCAGCAGCUGGAUUGUACCGAUAGAACAUCUGUUCAGAAACCAUGGAGACAUUGUACAGUAUACCGUUCGCUGUGCUCGAGUGCCCCAACAUAAAACUGAAGAAGCCGUCGUGGCUGCACAUGCCGUCGGCUAUGACUGUGUACGCCAUCGUUAUUGUGUCCUACUUUCUCAUCACAGGAGGCAUCAUCUACGAUGUUAUUGUAGAGCCACCAAGUGUGGGUUCAAUGACUGAUGAACAUGGACACCAGCGGCCAGUGGCCUUUCUGGCUUACAGAGUGAAUGGUCAGUACAUCAUGGAAGGACUGGCUUCCAGUUUCCUCUUCACGAUGGGAGGCCUUGGAUUUAUAAUCCUGGACCGCUCCAACGCACCAAACAUUCCCAAACUCAACCGCUUCCUGUUGCUCUUCAUCGGUUUUGUCAGCGUUCUCCUCAGCUUCUUCAUGGCCAGAGUUUUCAUGCGCAUGAAGCUGCCAGGUUACCUCAUGGGCUAGAGACAAAGAGAGCACACUGAAAAUGAAUUAGACGGACAGAGGACAUCACAUGCGUUGGGGCUCCAACAGGCAGUUCAACUAAAAUUAUGGAUAAACUCGACCUUUUCGAUAUAAUCAGCCAUUCAGGAUGGAAAGCACUGAUCUCGCUAAAGAAAUUAGACCUGCCUGCACUGACAGUCUCUCUCUGGCUGUGUCUCAUUGGUGUUCAGUGACUUCCUUCCUUCUUCUUUUUUUCCAACUUUCCUAACAAACUGAUGCAGAAGAGGAUCACAUAGGUAACUGUUAAAAGGCAUUAUCACCAGUGUUGCCAUGUGUUUUGAUUAAAUUUAAUUUCACUUUACUAGAAGCUAGAAGUAGCAUACCGUGCAGCGUGGGAAAUUUCUCCGAGCCACUGGAGAAGAAAUAGGAAAGGAAGUUACUGAACACUGCUGGCAUGGAGCUACUCAUUUGGUAUCGGGAGGGGGGGAAUAAGAUUAAAGUUGUGUGUUUUUGUAAAGAAAUCAUUGACAGAGCCUUGAACUUGUCACAGUUGCAAUUUUGUACAAGGGUGUGAAAUAAAUCUUCUUUUCAGAA